AUGAAUCCCCCAAAUACGAAUCUUCGUGCCUUCAACCUCGCCGUGCAAACCCUCCUCAGCACACCCUCUCAAUUCCUCCCGCAUCUUACAGUCCCGACAAUCACCCAUCUCCCCGAGUCAAUCGGUCCGCUCCUCGAAACACAGUACGCGCCUAACGCAAGCCAAGAAGAAAAAGAAAGCGGAGGAAACCGAAGGAUAUUGAUUCGCGCCCUCGUACUCGACAAAGACAACACCCUCUGUCCCGCAAAAACAACCACAUUCCCAUCCAACAUCUACGCGCACCUCCACAUGCUCCGCAACUCACCAACGUCCCCAUUUAACAUCACGAGUGCGCCGAACUCUAUUCUCAUCGUUUCGAACCGCGCAGGCUCGCACCCGCGCUACGAGUCCGAGGCUUUGGAAAUUGAGGAGCGGCUGGCGGGGCUCAAGAUCCCCGUGUUCCGGUUACCGCUAUCUCCGAAGGAGGGCGUGAUUGUUGAGAAGAAGCCAUUCUGUGGAAAUGAGGUGCUAGAGUGGUUCCGGGAGCGUGGGGUAGUACAGAGCGCGGACGAGAUUGCGGUCGUCGGAGAUCGGUUGGGGACAGAUGUGCUUAUGGCGAAGGAAAUGGGGGCAUGGAGUGUUUGGUGUCGGGAUGGGGUUGGAGAGGAUGUGACCAAGGGAAAGAGAAAUGUACUUGAGAAGAUGGAGGUUUGGGUUGAGCGGUACCUGACGGAGUCCAGGGGGUUGAAGGCGCCGGCGCCGCGAGGAUACAGGUCAAAGAGUGACUGA
Molecule: messenger RNA, 768 nt
Organism: Aspergillus mulundensis
Lineage: Eukaryota; Fungi; Ascomycota; Eurotiomycetes; Eurotiales; Aspergillaceae
Product: phosphatidylglycerophosphatase
Exons: 1
Coding region: 1-768 (255 amino acids)
Molecular function (GO): phosphatidylglycerophosphatase activity
Source: RefSeq, a predicted model, not a curated record